UUUGAGUGUAACUGUGUGAGGUACUGCAUGAUGUUCCUGACACACUGUAUGAUGGGAUUGACUUUGUUGACAGUCCUCAGCCUCUGCCUGCCUGUGUGGAGUGCUUUGAAGGUGAUCCAGCCCUACAAAGUGGUGACCGACAGUGGUACAGCACUGGUCCGGUGCUUCAUCCAGCCCCAACCCUCCAAUGACCAAAGCCCUCCAUACCCUUACUUCGAACCCGAGGAAGUCCGUUUGACUCUACUGAAAGGCCUCCACGGCACCGAGGAACUCUGCUCGUCCAUCUACAACUUCACACAGGACAGAGUGACAGGUGUGGUGAAGGACAGAGAGAUGCAGUGCUCCGCUAAGAUGAGGGAGGGUGCUGUGGAAGUGACAGUGUCUGGACUGAAAUCCACAGACACAGAUUUGUAUCGCUGCGAGAUAGAGGUUUUCUACCCACCACCUUACCUGCGGCUCACUGGCAACGGCACGCUCAUUCAUGUCUUAGGCAGCUCUGACUGUUCUGUGCAGGGGGCUCGGAUAGGGAUUGCAAACCGGAGUGAUGAAGAAGAGGACGACGAGGGUGAUGAGAGGACGGCAACAGCAAGUAUUCCCAUGGUCGUACUGGUGAUGCUGGUCACAUUUGUCCUCAUCGUCAUUAUCUACUUCCAGACUCGCCAGUGUCAACGAGGGGAGAGGGAGAUUGUCCGACAAGUGCCUGGUGGGGCUUACAAGGUGGAUGCUGUUCCAUUUACGUGUGAAAACAUGGCAUGAAAAAAAAACAACCUACAAAUGCAGAGGCCAAAGCAGCAUUGUUUCUGCCCUGAAGCAUUAGAAUACCAUAGAUUUUGAAUGUAAAGUUAAAGGAAUAUAGUGGUCAGUAUUGGCCAUUUAUUAAAUAU
This is a messenger RNA of Xiphias gladius (swordfish), 884 nucleotides long. It is a transcript of the gene cd28, whose product is annotated as CD28 molecule. The transcript is spliced from 5 exons. Gene Ontology annotation, cellular component: external side of plasma membrane. The coding region runs from base 28 to 756 and encodes 242 amino acids. Gene Ontology annotation, biological process: regulation of T cell proliferation; T cell receptor signaling pathway. The record is from RefSeq and is a predicted model, not a curated record. Lineage: Eukaryota; Metazoa; Chordata; Actinopteri; Istiophoriformes; Xiphiidae.